This is a messenger RNA of Stylonychia lemnae, 1368 nucleotides long. Lineage: Eukaryota; Ciliophora; Spirotrichea; Sporadotrichida; Oxytrichidae. The record is from the annotation of a GenBank genome assembly.
AUGCCCCCACAACUCCCCGUACCAUACAGCCAGAAUCCUCUCGCUUAACCUUAACAAACCGACAACUCCUCAAAGCAAAGCAAUCAAAAUCUGGUUGUGUUUUUACGAGGUGUGACAUGGAUCCGCGACUCUCACGGACUCUUCGACUAUGAGUCAAAGAGCAUAACUAAAAAGAGUUGCAAGACAAUCGUUGAGUCGAAAAUAGUCAGACUUGAAAACGAAAUAGAACUUGUCCCUCAGAACAGAAAUGUCUCUGAACUCGGAGCAAAUGCUUAGGAUUUACUUCAGAUCAGGAAAGAGCAAACCGGGUAUUACUUAGACCAUGCUGAAAAAGCAGAUAUGCUCGAAGAGGACUCUGUCGACCGCCUCUGGCUCGUAGUCAGAUCCUUGAAGUCUCCAGAGGGAAAAGAGGAUUACUUGAUCAAAAAGUUUGAUGUGAUAAAGCUAGGUAGAGUAAAGUUCAGAAUUAAGGACUUUUAAUGCGAGAAAAUGGGUCAGACACCCGAGGAACUCUAUCAACAAGAACUUAAGGAGGCCAAGCCAGUAAUUACUCUCGAGGAUAACUAAACCGGUGAUGAGUCUCAGAAAGGCAGUUGCCGUUUCUGCUGGGGAUCUGACUCAACCCCAGAGAACCCCUGCAUAGUCCCAUGCAGAUGUGCUGGAACAGUUGGAUUUAUUCACUUUGAAUGCCUAAAGAACUGGCUCAACACAAAGAUGAAUAAAAAAGAAUCUGAGCAUUUGGUUUCAAUGUACUGGAAGACUUUUGAGUGUGAGAUCUGCAAGCAAGCCUACCCUUAUCUCUUCAAAGUUGGCAGAAAGGUCUAUAAGCUUAUAGACAUUCAGCAGCCGAAAAAUUCAGGUUACUUCAUGGUUAUGGAGUCACUACCCUUAGAAAAGAACACCUCAAGAACUAUCCAUAUACUUGGCUUCUCAUCUCAGAAAGAGCAAUUCAACAUGGGAAGAGGCCACGAUAGUGAGGUCAGAGUAAAUGAUAUCUCAGUAUCAAGAUGCCAUGCCAUAAUAAAGUAUAAACCUGAAGGAUUCUACAUAGAGGACAAUAAAUCCAAAUUUGGUACAUUGGUCCUCCUGAAAGAAUCUUAUCCUCUAAAUCUUGAGUACACUUCAGCUGUUUAAGUUGGAAGAACAGUAGUUUCUUUCACAGUCAGAAAUACUUCAGUAGAUAAGCAAUACUAAUAAAAUGGAUUAGUAGCUGAUAAUCCUCUACAUAACGUGUAAAAAUUCGGUGGAAAUAUCCCAUAGCAGCUAUUCUAAGUAUAAAAAAUGGGCAGCAGCUCAAAUGUCGGAAAUUUGAGACAGGAGAGAUAUCACUAAAGAGAGGAAGAGGAGGAUAUGGAUAUUGAUAGUUGA